AUGACUCUGAGCCAAAUUUUUUGAAAGAAAUUUAUUUGAUUUUGUUAUGAGUUGCACAAUGCGUGAAAAUAUAAUUGCUGAAAUAAGUCUAGAAAAUCAGAAAGAAUUUUCUUCAAAGAAUACUAUUUUCUAUGAACUUUAUACUAGAAAAUAAAAAGAAAAUAGAUUUAAAAUUUACGAAAAAGGGAAAUAAGGGUGCAGAUGUCAAGAUGAUGUCAGCUCCCGAUGAACGUGAAUCGAGUAGAAACAGAGUUCCGCCUAAUAAUUCUUACGUAAGCGAUUACAGAUGAUUUAAUUGAUCAAAUUAAGAUCUGUAAAAACCAGAAGAAUCAUAAUUGAAUGAAGUAUAUCUUGGUAAAUUUAAAUCACACAAUUUAUCACUAAAUAAAGCAAAAAUUAAGUUGAAAGCUAGAAAAUAAAGUUCUAGCAUCGCGGCGGCGAUGCACCAGAAUCCUAAGCAUUCGGGAGGAUCAUCGUGUAGUAUCCACAGCCUCGAAGGCUCUCCUUAGACAAGGACGACAUGAGCAAUCUCUAGAUCUCAUUGUGAAGUCUAGAGAUCAAUAAAAUAGGUCGUCGAAUCGUCUUCGGCGGCUGUCACUCGGCGGAGCAGAAAAACGGCAACUUUGUGAUUCCUCGGCGGCUGUCACCCAAUGGAGAGGAGCUGGAUGGAGGUGGGGCGCGUGUUAGGGAGCUUCAUCCUUAGGUCCCCGCAACAAGAGGAGGCUCUUCAUUGCAUCUGGUAUGCUCUCAGGAGGUGGCGACUCAUCUCUUGGCAGAUCGUCUUCUUUUUGACGACAGCUUUUUCGUCGAUCAAUUAGAGAUGCUUUACUCGAUGGAUUCACGAUCCUUUUAUCGCGAAUUGUUCAGCAAUUUAAGUAACAAUACUCCACGAAUCGCGUUGACGAGAUUUUCGCCGAUGAUCUAGUGAUUUUGGUUACUUAAUCCUUCACCGACGAUCUGUAGGAAAGUCGUGAUAAUCAAAUAAGAAAUAUAAGUUUUGGCUCUAGGAGGAUUCGAACCCGCGCCGAUCGCCCGUCCCUUUCUGGGGAAGGUGUGAUGUGGGUUUAAUCCCACAUCACUUGUGUGCCAAAGUUUUGGGUGAAUAUAUAGUAAUGUUACAUUUGAAAGCAAGUCCUUUUCUCGUGCGUGUAUGACCACUCCUUGCCCCACAACCGGUUGGCCACCAGUGACGUGGAAGGGGAGUGGCGCACACGUGCCCCUAUCAGUCCAAGCUGCUCGAGCCCCUACUCGCUGCUAA
Molecule: messenger RNA, 1258 nt
Organism: Spirodela intermedia
Lineage: Eukaryota; Viridiplantae; Streptophyta; Magnoliopsida; Alismatales; Araceae
Source: the annotation of a GenBank genome assembly